Astrephomene gubernaculifera is the source of this 4666-nucleotide messenger RNA. The record is from the annotation of a GenBank genome assembly. NCBI's taxonomy places the organism in Eukaryota, Viridiplantae, Chlorophyta, Chlorophyceae, Chlamydomonadales, Astrephomenaceae.
GGACAACAGCGGAAAUAGAAAUAUCUGAGUUGUUCGUUUCCUAGUUGAUAUGGGUUGCCAUAAUGUGCUUUAAUGAAACGCCCGUAGGAAAGAACCGAACAACUCGCCAAGUUGCUGUUGCCCCCUGAUGCUUAACAGAUCUGUAAAUAGCUAAAUAGAGCAACGCUUAGCGCUGCGGAUUCUUACUGAACUUCUUCCAGUGCGGGUAGAACGCUGAGGGCAGUUGGACAGGAAAAAUGGCGGACGAGUUAUUUCAGGCUUCAACAUCACAGCUCUCCUUUGAGCGAUUCAUCAACACCAUCAACCAGGAGCAGGCCAAGGAUCUGGUCCGCAGCAUUAACGGGUUCAUGAAGGACUUCCGCAAGAGGCCUCCUGAGAGUGAAACGGACUCGCGGGAAGUCCAGGACUUCCUAACUUCCAUGGAGCAAGCUUUCGCGCGGCAUCCGCUGUGGGCCGGCAGCACGCGCGCUGAGCUGGACAAUGCCGUUGAGGGCCUGGAAAAGUACCUCAUGACUAAGCUGUACGACAGGACGUUUGCCGUGGAUCCGUUGGAUCGCGAGCGCGACGCGCUGCUGUCUCGGCGGUUGGCGGCGCUGGGCGGCUUUGUGGGCCCUGCGCAUCUGGAGGUCUCACCCGCGCUGCAGGGCCCGCUGGCAGCGGACGAGGGCGGUCAGGUGGAGGCGGCUCAGCGGGAGCUGCGCAAGAUGGGGCUGUACAAGAGCCCUCGAGACAAGCUGGUUCAGAUCCUGAACUGCUGCAAGAUCAUCAGCGCACUGCUGGCGAGCAAGCGGGCGGGAGCAGGCGCUGACGACUUCACGCCCACCCUCAUCUAUGUGGUCAUCCGGGCUCAACCCGAGGCACUGGCCUCCAACCUGGCCUUCAUCGAGCGCUACCGCCACGCACCCCGGCUGAGCGGAGAGGCCUCCUACUUCUUCGUGCAGAUGCAAGGCGCCGCCACCUUCCUGGAGACCCUCACCACCUCCUCCCUGGCGGGAUGCGACCCAGAUGAGUUCAUCGCUCACAUGCUGGCGGCGGGGGCCAUGAGCGAGCAGGAGCUGAGCAGCGAGCAGCUCGAGGCCCAGCGGCGGAUCUCAUUCGGAGCAGCAGCUGUCGUACUGCAGCAACAACAACAGCCUGUCGUACAAUCGCCGACUCCGCCAGUGUACGGCAACCCAAUGAUGCUGGUUCCGCCGCCGCCACCGCCACCGCAACAGCAGCCGCAACCAUCGAUCCAGCAACAGCAACAACAACAGCAACAGCUGCCAACGCCGCAACGGCAGCAACUGCCGAAUCCGCAACAGGCGUAUCGGGAGCAAGUCGUGUACGGCAUUAGUAAUGCGUUAACAUCGGCGGCGACGCCUCAGCCACCACCGCCGCCGCCACCGCCGCCACCAUCCCAGCAGCACCAACAGCAACAGCAACAGCAGUUGCCGUACUACGUACAAAUGGAAGGCGGAGGCAUUGGCCUUUACCAACCGCCGCCGCACCCACAGCACCAACCGCAGCAUGUGGCUAUGAUGCAGUACAACCCAGGAAUGCCGUACUAUGGGCAUGUCGUACAACACCAGCAGCAGCAGUACGGCGCAGGGGGUGUCGUACACGCUCCUGGUACGACAACGAUGCAGUACGGCCAGCCAUGGAUGUCGCAGGGAGUGCCCUUGGAGCCGCCACCGCCUCCACCGCCGCCGCCACCGCCUCCUGGGCCCCCCACCUCCGCCACGCCUUCUGCCGUACAACAACAGCAGCAGUAUCAGCAGCAUCAACCCUCCCGAGCUGCUGCUGCCGUACUGCCUCCUCCGCGGCCCCCCAAAUCGGUUUCGGAGCUGGAGGCGGAGGGUGUCCGGUUGGUCGUGCGUGCCGAGGCGGCUGGGGAGCUCCGCGCGCGCUACCGCUACCUGUACUGCACCCCCGAGUCGCUCACGCUGCGCGAUGUGUCGCAGCUGCUCGUGUCGUACAAAGAGCUCGUACUGCGGUACGAGACGCUGUCGCAGGCCGUUGAGAACAACGUCCUCAAGUACUUUUCAGAUCUCGAGGCCUACGAGGAAGGAAUGCUGCCCUUGCCGCCAAAUCGCACCAGAAGUACGACAGGUGCGACGGCGGCGGCAGCGCCGUCACCGCCUCCGCCGCCAGCAUCGCCACCCGUACAACCCGCGGCCUCGCCGCCGCCGCCAGCAGCGCCGCAGCCGUACGGCGGAGGUUACGUCCAGCCGCCGCCGCCACCGCCUCCGCCAGCGUCGCCAUCCUUGCUAGCGCCGCCGCCGCCACAGCAGCAACCAGACAUCACAGUAGCAUCCAGCAGUACGGCGAUGGCGGCAGUUAACGAAAACCGCCGUACGGUGGACCUCGCGCAGUACAUGCCGUCGUACCAGUUGGAGACGGAGGGCUACGCUUUCGCCGCGUCAACAGCUGCCGCCGCCACCGCGGCCGACAGCGGCAGUGCGACCUUCGGCGGCGGCAGUGCGACGUUUGUGGUACCGCAGGGACCCCCCCCGACGUCGGUGGAAGCUUCAGCCCUUGGAGUCCCGUCUGGUUCGGUGUCUUUCGACUUGCUAGGUGACGUCGCCCCGGCACCGCUUCCACCGGCCCCGCCGCCGCCGCCACCGCCGCCGGCUGCUGUUGCUGCUGUCGCUCCUGCCGUUGCAGAGGCGGCGGCGGCCCCAACCAUGGCGGCCCCAGCCGAGGCAGCGCCUGCUGAGAGCCCUGCUGCGGAGCCCCACGCAGGGACGUCCGUGUCUGCCACCCUCACCGCUGCGCCGUUCGAAUUCCCCAGCAGCGAGCAGCAGCGGCAGCUUGUGUCGGACGUUUCCCAGGCCGGCGCCCCUGCCGCCGUCAGCCCUGGCGUAGAGCCCAGCGGAGGUGUCGACACCAGGGGCAAGGAGCCUCCGGCGCCGACGCAGGUGCUGGCGCCGGCGACGGAAUCCGGCAGGGAACGUUCGGAGCUGGACUUGUUGUCUUUUGCGGAUUCAGAGGUCGCCCGAGAGGUGGAUGGUGCACAGGGGUCUGGAGCACAAAAGUCUGGGGUACAGGAAGUCGCAGCCGCCGCCAGCCCUGGCGGAACAGAUUCGAACGCCUUGGCACCGCCGCCGCCGCAACCAAUGGAGGAACAGCAGCAGCCGCAGCAGCAGCCGCAGCAGCAGGAGGAGGAGGCGGCUCUCAUCACCAGCAGCACAGCGCCCGCGGCGACUGCAGCGGGGUCAGCAGCGGCUCCGCCACCGCCGCCGCCACCGCCACCGCCGCCACCGCCACCACCACCGGCUGCGGAGGCGAAGGUCCAGUCGGUUUCCUCCAUGUCCGCGUUCUUCAAUCAGCUCACCGCCGCCGCUGCGGCCGUCGCCGCCGCCGCCGCCAGCCCCAUCGUGGCGACCGCCAAUGCGGCGGCGGCCGUGAACCCACUGGCGAGCCGCCAACAGGAGCCCGCAGUAGCAGCAGCAGCGCUGCCGCCGCCGCCACCGCAGCCAGCGGCGGCGGCCGACGUCUUGAAGGUGGAUGAGGCGCCGGCGGGAACGAGUGAGCCGGCGUCUGCAGCUUCCCCGCCUGCGGACGAAGCGGCCUCCGCCGAAGCCGCUACGACACCCUCAAACGUGACGGAGCUUGUUGCUGCUGCUGCGCCGCCGCCGCCGCUCGCCGAAGCGGAUGCAACGGCGGCCGACACGCCGACCCCCUCCGCUCAAGCCGACGAGCAGCAGCAGCAGCAGCAGCAACAGCCAGCCGCUGUUACAGAGGAGGUAGGACAAGAGCCGGCGGCGGUGUUAGCAGGCUUACCCACCGACCUCACAUCGCCGCCGCCGACACCGCCCACACCGACGCCGGCUGGCAUCACUGCAAGCGAUAACUCGCAGGAGGGUGUGGGCGCAAUCGACAGCGUGGCCGCUGUUGAGGAGGCGGUGGUAGGAGCGCAAUUGCAACCGGAGUCAGAGGAGGAGCGACAGGCGCGUGUAGAUGCGUUGCUGCAGCAGCUGCUGGGAGCGGCAGGCGGCGGCGGCGGUGCUGACGGCGGUGGUGAUGGCGUAGGUGUGGGUGGCGUUACAGGUGGCGGGGGCGACGCCUUAGAGCAGGAAGACGUUGGGCAGGAGGCGUCGGUGGCGGCGGCGUUGGCAUUGUACGGAGCUACGAGCGACGGUGGCGGAGGCGACGGCGGGGGCACGGAGGGCUCGGCGGCAAUGCAGCUGAAGCCUGACGCAGCGGCCAAUGAACAGGCGGUGCCGGCAGCGGAAGCUGACGUGGCAAACGAGGCUGCUAGUAUUGAGCAGCAUGUUGAGCAGCAUGCGGCUAGCGGUGGCGAGGCGGCGACGGGGCCUAUCGAGGCUGCAAGAGAGGGGCAAGCGGUCGAGGAGGAGGAGCAGUCGCUGUUGUUCGAGGGCCUGUCCGUGCAUUCAUAAGACCGCAUUCAUGUGGAUGCGUUAGAACUGGAACAUGCAAGGGGUGAAACGAUAAGUUAUGCAGCAGGGGCGGGCAGCAGUAGAGCAAGUCGGGUGCCGGUUAUACCUGGGGGAAACUCGCAUUGGCAUUCGGAGGGUGUUGAGAACGCAGCUACAGAGAUACAGAUUACCAGUAUGAGGCCAUGUAGGGCCAAAGGCUGGGGACUAGCGGUUUUGGAGACUCGCUGUCGGUUGCCAGUUAGCUUAAUCCCUGGGAAGGUGUCUUCUCCAUGUAAAGAAGCCCACAA